Messenger RNA from Guyanagaster necrorhizus, 722 nucleotides. RefSeq lists its product as uncharacterized. NCBI's taxonomy places the organism in Eukaryota, Fungi, Basidiomycota, Agaricomycetes, Agaricales, Physalacriaceae. The coding region runs from base 95 to 613 and encodes 172 amino acids. The transcript has 7 exons. The record is from RefSeq and is a predicted model, not a curated record.
CUCGUCAUCCACCAACUGUCAAUGUUGCUAACGUAUAAACAUUCACAUCUGUUCAACAAUAUCUGGGUGUCAAAAGGGUCUGAGAGACAACUGCAUGACUCAAUCUCUCACUCCCAUGGAUGACAAGGAUUCCACUGAGCAGGCUCGGCAAAUACUGUUUCAUGGGUAUCUUCAAAUAAUCUCACUCUCUAUUACCCCGUUGCCAUGCUACACAGGUCUGACUGCAGAUGAUGAACUACGUCUAUUCUGGAAUAAAUCGAAGACUCUGGGUUCUUAUUUAUUUUUCGCCAACCGAUACUUUGCUUUUUUCGGAAACAUAACUGUCACGAUCUUGGGAUUUACGACAUCAUCAAUAACGCUGCAAAAUUACGCGCUUUAUUGCCAAAUUCUGCUCGCUGCUAACCAAAUCGUCGUAUGCGCCCUGUUAACCAUGCGUAUUUAUGCACUGUAUGCAUGCAGCAUCAGAAUAUUAAUGUACAUGCUCGGGAGCGGAGUGAUACUCUUUGGAGUGUCUUGUUGGUCUCUAACCGACCAGAAAAGCGACCGAUGGGAGGAAUCCGGAUGUCAUAUCGAUUUGUCGCACAUAACGUGCAUUUGUGGUUCAUUUGUUUAGCCGGGAUAAUCACCGACUUUCUUUUCUCAUCAUAGAGUUAUCCGUGUCGCAUCUGCAUAAGGGGCACUUUUCAUCUACGACUCAAUGCUUUUCGCCCUCACCUUUUACA